AUGGCGUGGUCUGCUAUAAAGUGCAGACAAUUGGAGGAUGGUUUUGGUUCCUUUGAGUUUGAAUUUGAGUUUCAGACCCAGAAGAGGAUAAGGUCUUCUAAGGUUUCUGAGACCCAACGGAAUCUAGCCGUUGAGGAAAAGUCGACCGUUGGUCUUCCUCUGCGCAAGGGUCUGGCUUCGUCUGCUACAAAAAAUGGCAACCCAGAAUCAGAAGAUCUGGGUUUUGAUGAAAUCUGUCAGACCCAGAAGAGGAAGAGGUCUUCUAGGGUUUUUGAGACCCAACGAAAUGUAGCCGUUGAAAAAAAGUCGACUGUUGGUCUUCCUCUGUGCAUGGGUUUGGCUUCGUCUGCUACAAAAAAUGCCAACCCGGAAUCAGAAGAGGGUUUUGAUGAAAUCUGUCAAACCCAGAAGAGGAAGAGGUCUUCUAGGGUUUCUGAGACCCAACGGAAGGAAAAGUCGACUGUUGGUCUUCCUCUGCGCAAAGUCAAAGGUUUGGUUUCGUCUGCUUCAAAAGAGACGUUGGAUUGUUCCAAAGUCUUGGAUUCUCUGAUGAACCUCGGCCAUGCGAGCUACUUCAACAAGCCUGUUGUUGAUCCUGUGGCUGAGAAUUUACCGGGUUAUUUGAAAAUUUAA
This is a messenger RNA of Prunus armeniaca (apricot), 633 nucleotides long. The record is from the annotation of a GenBank genome assembly. Lineage: Eukaryota; Viridiplantae; Streptophyta; Magnoliopsida; Rosales; Rosaceae.